Phyllostomus hastatus (greater spear-nosed bat) is the source of this 1176-nucleotide messenger RNA. RefSeq names its product neuromedin B receptor (gene NMBR). The record is from RefSeq and is a predicted model, not a curated record. The transcript has 3 exons. Gene Ontology annotation, cellular component: membrane. Gene Ontology annotation, biological process: bombesin receptor signaling pathway. Bases 1 to 1176 code for a protein of 391 amino acids. NCBI's taxonomy places the organism in Eukaryota, Metazoa, Chordata, Mammalia, Chiroptera, Phyllostomidae. Gene Ontology annotation, molecular function: bombesin receptor activity.
AUGCCCCCCAAGUCCCUUCGCAACCUCUCCCAGACGGCCGGCGAGAAUCAGAGCGGUUUCUUCCCCGGGCUCUCGGACAGGGAUUUUCUGCCCGCCCCCGAGGAGGGGACCACCGCUGACUUCGUGGUCCGCUGUGUGAUCCCGUCCCUCUAUCUGUUCAUCAUCGCGGUGGGCUUGCUGGGCAACAUCAUGCUGGUGAGGAUCUUCGUCACCAACAGCGCCAUGCGGAGCGCCCCCAACAUCUUCAUCUCCAACCUGGCUGCCGGGGACGUGCUGCUGCUGCUCACCUGCGUCCCGGUGGACGCCUCGCGCUACUUCUUUGACGAGUGGAUGUUCGGGGAAGUGGGCUGCAAGCUGAUCCCCGUCAUCCAGCUCACCUCCGUCGGCGUGUCCGUGUUCACUCUCACUGCACUCAGCGCCGACAGGUACAGAGCCAUUGUAAACCCCAUGGACGUCCAGACAUCAGGGGCGCUGCUGUGGACCUGCACGAAGGCUGUGGGUAUCUGGGUGAUCUCCGUGCUGUUGGCUGUUCCCGAAGCGGUGUUCUCGGAGGUGGUGCAAAUUCAUAGCUUGGAUAAUGGCAGCUUUACAGCGUGCAUACCCUACCCUCAGACUGAUGAAUUACAUCCAAAGAUUCAUUCAGUGCUCAUCUUUUUUGUUUAUUUCCUCAUACCCCUUGCAAUCAUUAGCAUUUAUUAUUAUCAUAUUGCAAAGACCUUAAUUAAAAGUGCACACAAUCUUCCUGGAGAAUACAAUGAACAUACCAAAAAACAGAUGGAAACUCGGAAACGCCUGGCAAAAAUUGUGCUUGUCUUCGUGGGCUGCUUUGUCUUCUGUUGGUUUCCAAAUCACAUCCUCUACAUGUAUAGGUCUUUCAACUAUAACAAGAUUGACCCAUCUUUAGGCCACAUGAUUGUUACCUUAGUUGCUCGGAUUCUGAGCUUUUGCAAUUCUUGUGUCAAUCCAUUUGCUCUUUAUCUACUCAGUGAAAGCUUCAGGAGGCAUUUCAAUAGCCAGCUCUGUUGUAGAAGGAAGUCCUAUCCAGAGAGAUCAACCAGCUACUUAGUCAGCUCUUCUGCAGUGCGGAUGACAUCUCUGAAAAGCAAUGCUAAGAACGUGGUGACCAAUUCUGUUUUGCAAAACGGGCACAUCAUGAAGCAGGAAAUGGCACUGUAA